AUCCGUGGCUUCAAUAACGAUGCAACAGCACGUCUACUGAUUCCAGUUGAAUGGAGCUGGGACGACGAGGAAACACGUACCGGAAUCAAGGAUGGUAACCCGAGGUUUUACAUUGGACCGCACCACUUGCCUGCUUUCCUUUUUGCGCAUUUAAAGAGUAAUCCAGAUGACCGAGAGGAGGGUAUCUUCCGGAGUUCUAUUCUGAUUUCGGUAGGUCUGCCGAAGCUGUCGAAGAUGCUGACAAUCCUGAAUCUGGACGCGCAGAAGGUGUUACAUUUCACACUGAGUGAUUUCGAUUCGUGGAGCAAUGACCUCGACGGGUUUGACUACCGCACCUUUUACAACAGUAUAGUCGACUGGUUUGAGGCUGCCCCGGGUCCUUUGUCAGCUCAGCGCAACACAGAAUUGCUCCAGUGGUGGGACGAGUAA
Messenger RNA from Postia placenta MAD-698-R-SB12, 429 nucleotides. RefSeq lists its product as hypothetical. The annotation marks the transcript as partial. NCBI's taxonomy places the organism in Eukaryota, Fungi, Basidiomycota, Agaricomycetes, Polyporales, Adustoporiaceae. The record is from RefSeq and is a predicted model, not a curated record. The transcript is spliced from 4 exons.